This is a messenger RNA of Pteronotus mesoamericanus, 655 nucleotides long. It is a transcript of the gene SPC24, whose product is annotated as SPC24 component of NDC80 kinetochore complex. Gene Ontology annotation, molecular function: microtubule binding. Gene Ontology annotation, cellular component: Ndc80 complex. Bases 1 to 594 code for a protein of 197 amino acids. The record is from RefSeq and is a predicted model, not a curated record. Lineage: Eukaryota; Metazoa; Chordata; Mammalia; Chiroptera; Mormoopidae. Gene Ontology annotation, biological process: chromosome segregation. The transcript has 5 exons.
AUGGCGGCCUUCCGCGACAUGGAGGAGUUGUGUCAGGGGCUGCUGAGCCUGCUGGGCGCCAACCACGCCGAAGCGCAGCAGCGGCGGCUGCUAGGGCGCUACCGGCAGAUGAUGGAGCGGCUGCUGGAGACGCAAGGCGGUGCGGAGCAGCAGCUGCGAGAGAUCCUCGAAGCAGAGAAGGACGUGGCCCAGAGCCUUCUUGAUGCAAAGGAGCAGGCGUGCCAGGGUGUGGCUGAGUUGCAGCAGAUUGAAGCCAAGCUGCGAAAGGCCAGCGAGGAGGACGCUCACCUGAAGGCCAGCCUCCUUCAGCUCACCAGGGAGCUGGAGGACCUCCAGGAGAUCGAGGCUGAUCUCGAGAAGCGGGAGAAGGAAAUUAAUGAAGACACAAUGGUCACUAUCCCUGCAGCCACGUAUGUGGCUCAACUUUAUCACCGAAUUAGUAAAAUCGAGUGGGAUUAUGAGUGUGAACCGGGGAUGAUCAAAGGCAUCCACUGUGGCCCCAGCGUGGCCCAGCCCAUCCACCUGGACAGCACCCAGCUCUCCAAGAAAUUCAUCAGCGACUAUCUUUGGGGCUUGGUGGACACGGAGUGGUAGCCAGGAGCCUCGUGGACUGUGUCUCUCUCGCACACAGUGGGAAUCAUUUGUGGUGUGUGGU